ACACGAGCAAAUUCAAAUCAGCAGCAAUUUCCACUGACAAAGAUAGCAGGAAAUGUCGCACCUCAUUCUGAUAAAGUUCAAUUCUCACAAAUAUGAUGUGGUAUCUUUUGAAAAAAUCAGUUACCUACCAGUUGCCUGUACUUGAUGACCUCAGUGCAAAACAGUGGUUCAAUUCAAACUGAACCAAUAAUUUUUGGCAAAACUUUAUUUCACCCAAGAUUCGCGAUAAAGACCACGAAAGUUGGAAUGAAUCACUCGUCAGAGCUGUUCUGUGGCACAGCAUGGAACGAAACGCAAAUUUUCAUAAUAAAUCACAUAUACCGUUGGGUGAUGCUGGUACUGGUUUCGAUCGGAAUCCCUUUUAGCAUCUUAACGGUGAUAAUAUUCGCUAAGAACGUAUUCUCACCAUCAAAUAUCCUAUUCACGAGCUUAGCCAUAUCCGAUUUGAUUGUAUCACUCUUAGGAAUUCCUCGAAUAUGGAUCAGUAUUUGGCAUUAUAUCAUCGGCGAUUAUAAGCCAGAUAAAGGAUCCUACACAGAGAUCGAGAAGAUCGCAGAUUACUAUAUGGAUAUUGGUGCAAAAAUAUUCUACAAUAUAUCGUUAUAUCAUACGAUGAUGAUGGCUAUAUGGCGAUAUAUAGCCAUUACUCUUCCUUUAAAGGAACGAAUAUUUUGCAAUGUUAGGAUGACGCUGGCUGGAAUACUCACUGUUUAUAUGUUAUGCUUCUUUUACUUUGUGCCAGAUUUAUUACAAAUUCCUCCAGAAACAAAGCCUGGAAAUGAUCAAUUUGGCGGUUCGACUUUAUUUUACGAUCUGAUCUACAUAAUUGUACUGAAACUGAUACCAUGCACAAUUGUCACAGUUUGUACUAUGAAAUUUUUUCGAGUUCUACGAGAAUGGAAAGCCAGACGUAGAGAAAUGAUAUCAAACUUCAACAAGAGACUGGAAGAGAAGGAGAAACAAAUGAAUCGAACCACAAGAAUGGUACUCGGAAUGACGAUUUUUUUCUUGACUAAUAAUACUGCUUUGGCCAUGGGUAGGAUUUUGAUAUUGAUUUUUGGUCCGAAAUUCAAAAAAGAUUGCUUCCCGGCGAUCGUAUGCAUUAAUAGUAUCCUAGUUUUAAUUUAUACUGUAAUUCCUUUUGUUGUAUAUUAUGUUAGUAAUCAACAAUUUCGUGACAAUUUCAAGUCUUUGUUAUCAAAAUAAAACAAGAUGAAGCGAAUUAAAAUUAUGUAGGUAUUCCAUAAUGAAAAUGUACAAAACGGCAUGUUACAUUUUACAUGUAAGAAUAGAAGCGAGAAAGGAGACAGAAUGAAUUAGCGUUUCAUCAAAAGUACAAAGCAACAUUUUCGACAUAAUUGGCUUCAAGAAUAAAACAUACAACUGGUUCAGUUCGACUAUGGUAAUUUACAUGUAAAAUGAAAAUUGUUUCAAUAAAGUGAUUCAUUUUAUUUUCAA
Messenger RNA from Planococcus citri (citrus mealybug), 1458 nucleotides. RefSeq names its product sex peptide receptor-like. Gene Ontology annotation, molecular function: G protein-coupled peptide receptor activity. The transcript is spliced from 3 exons. Gene Ontology annotation, biological process: G protein-coupled receptor signaling pathway. The record is from RefSeq and is a predicted model, not a curated record. Gene Ontology annotation, cellular component: plasma membrane. NCBI's taxonomy places the organism in Eukaryota, Metazoa, Arthropoda, Insecta, Hemiptera, Pseudococcidae. The coding region runs from base 145 to 1206 and encodes 353 amino acids.